Camponotus floridanus (Florida carpenter ant) is the source of this 1023-nucleotide messenger RNA. Its product is annotated as protein ALP1-like. Bases 1 to 1023 code for a protein of 340 amino acids. The transcript is spliced from 4 exons. NCBI's taxonomy places the organism in Eukaryota, Metazoa, Arthropoda, Insecta, Hymenoptera, Formicidae. The record is from RefSeq and is a predicted model, not a curated record.
AUGAAUACAACACAAUUUGAUUUUCUGCUUUCCUUGGUUGGACCAAUGCUGCAAAAGCAUAGUUUAAGAAAGCCUCUCUCUGCAAGACUUCAUCUGGCUGUGACUUUAAGCUACCUGGCAUCUGGUGAUAGUCCUAAGUAUUUAUCAAAAUAUUAUAGAAUUGGUGCAUCAACUAUUUAUAAAAUUAUACAGGAGACAUGUGAAUGUAUUUGGAAAACUCUGUCUCCUUUGUGUCUUGCAGCACCUUCAGUUGAAAAGUGGAAUGAAAUAGCUGAACAUUUCUAUACUCGUUGGAAUAUGCCUAACUGUGUCGGUUCUCUUGAUGGAAAACAUGUCCGUAUUCAAUGUCCUCCUCUCAGUGGUUCAGAAAACUUUAACUAUAAAAAAUAUUUUAGUAUUGUGUUAAUGGCAUGUUGUGAUGCCAACUAUUGCUUCACAUGGGUGGAAAUUGGUGAUUAUGGCUCUCUGCCAGAUAGUAGUAUUUUUGCCAAUUCAGGAUUAGGAAAAGCCUUGGAAACAAAUUCUCUAAAUCUUCCUCCAUCUAAAGAAUUACCAAACACAAACGAGAAAAUACCUCAUUUCUUUGUAGGAGAUGAGGCAUUUCCUCUGCGAACUAAUUUAAUGCGUCCUUAUUCAAGAAAAGGCAUUAAAAGCGACAGAGAAAGAAUAUUUAAUUAUAGAUUGUCUCGUGCUCGAAGAAUAAUAGAAAAUGCCUUUGGUAUUCUUUCAUCAAGAUGGAGAGUUUUUCACUCAUGUAUUUGCAUGAAAGAGGAAAAUGUGGAAAAAAUAGUAUUGGCUACAGUAUGUCUUCAUAAUUUUUUAAUGAUGCGAGAGGACCGUGAAGUUGAAAGGAAGAUUUAUUGCCCUACAACUUAUAUUGAUUAUGAAAAUGAUGAUGGAUCAGUAACUCCAGGAAUGUGGCGUAAUGCUUCAAUGGAUUCAAAUCUUAUAGAUAUUGGUCGUUUAGGUUGCAAUAGUGCAACAAGAAAGGCUGUAGCUCAAAGAGAGGCUUUAGCUGAUUAG